Molecule: messenger RNA, 1022 nt
Organism: Parathielavia appendiculata
Lineage: Eukaryota; Fungi; Ascomycota; Sordariomycetes; Sordariales; Chaetomiaceae
Exons: 1
Coding region: 175-726 (183 amino acids)
Source: RefSeq, a predicted model, not a curated record
CUGGUGGCACAGCGGUUCGCGAACCGAGCGCCCGAGGCAUGCAAGAGCUGAACCCUUGUAAAUUUUACCCAGAUUGAGUGCUCCGUGUCUGCACAGAGCUCGCGACGACGAAGACCAGCAGAGUGCUCUCCGGUUAUCGCAAAAGCAACCGCGCCCAAGCUACCAGUCGCUGGUAUGGAUCCUGUCGGUGCGAUUGGUAUCGCAUUUCAAGCGAUCCAUGUCAUCACCCUUCGCAAUUCGGUGGUGCAGCUUGCAAGACCAGUCUCGCGCGAUGGCUCGCCAGACGCUGAUCUGAUGGAGAAAUCUGAAUACUUGAGCCAGCUCUCUGGGGAUCUCGAAACAUAUCUGGGAUCGUACAAAGCGCCCUUGGGUGCGGUCGAUUCGUUAGCGGGUGACUCAAGGGAAGAAGAUAUGCUAGGGUUUCUAAUACUACAGCCCUUUUCCUUUUCUUUUUUCCUUCUCCUUCCUCCUUCUUCUGUCUUACUUUCUUCUCUAUCUGUCUUAAGUCCCUUUCGUUUCCCGUUCCCUUUCUUUUUUGCCCUGUCCUUCAUCUUUCCAUCUCUUGCCUUCUUCUUCAUCUUCCUUACUUUUGAUUUGCUGACAGUUGUUUUUGGUCUGCUUGGUUGCUCCUCAUUUAUAUGUCUCUUCCAUCUCCUUUCCUGUUUUCUUAUAGUCUUUUCGUGUAGUCCAUUCCCUCUAACCUUGGCCGGCUAUGUGCCCGGCUAACAAACAACCCAGGGCUGAGUUUCAUGACACCGCACAUCGCAUGAACCAGCGACAGCGCCUGGGAAAGGCAGCCAAGAAGUGUCUCACCUCUGCCAAGAGGUGAAGAGUGAGCUGAAUAAGAUCAAGCUGAAGUCGUCUUCGGGUCGUGAUGAUAGAAAGCCUGCAAAAGCUCAGCGGAUUCUCGUCUCUAAAGUACCGAGAUCAUGGUGGCAGAAGUCGGAUCUUGCCCAACCCGAAAAGGAGAUGCACGGGUUCGAACAGGCCUUGCGCUCCGCAUUACUCUCUGAUCUGUGGUA